Owenia fusiformis is the source of this 7126-nucleotide messenger RNA. Lineage: Eukaryota; Metazoa; Annelida; Polychaeta; Sabellida; Oweniidae. The record is from the annotation of a GenBank genome assembly.
AUGACGGGUAAGGUGAGAGAGGAAGACUGGCAGAAGCUGAACGAACAAAUUCAAGAAUGGAAUGCGAACCGUUUGGAUUUGUUCGAGUUGAGUCAGCCGAAUCAGGAGUUGGAAUUCCAUGGUGUGAUGCGUUUCUUCCACCAUGAUGAUGGAGCUAAGGUUGUCACAAAAUGCAUUAGGGUUUCUAGCACAGCAAGCACUAAAGAUAUCCUUAAUACACUCAUAGAGAAAUUCAGGCCAGAUAUGAGGAUGUUGUCCAUGCCCAACUAUUCACUCUAUGAGGUCCACGUUAAUGGAGAAGAGCGUAGGCUACGAGAGGAUGAGUACCCCCUUUAUGUUCAGCUCAACUGGGGAAAAGAUGAUAGGGAGGGCCGGUUCCUUCUCAAGAAUGAAAACCUAAAAACAGCAAAGUUGUCAGACUCGAUGCAUGAUGAGAGCUUAACCGGACCAGGCUUUAAACGAAAACUCUCAAAACGUGAAAAGAAAGAACAAAAGAAGAAAGAGAAGGAAGCGAGAGCAGCGGGUAAAGAAAAUCUCGACACUAGCAUGUCUAAAGACAGUGGAGUCGGAGAGCAGUUAUAUAACGAGCUUCCAGAAACUAGUUUUACAAGAACAAUAUCAAAUCCCGAAUCAGUCAUGAGACGGAGAAGACAAAUGAAACUCGAGAAAAAAUUGCAGGAAAUUAAAAGCAAAAAUGGACCAGAUUCUGGUGGGACAUUAAAGAUCUAUGGUGAGUCCAUUGAUACCAAAGUGCCUUAUAAAACCCUCCUCCUUUCAAGUGCUGAUGAGGCAUCCUCUGUUGUCAAGGAAACACUCGACAAAUAUGGUAUGGAGAAGGAAGACCCCCUUAGUUUCUGCUUAGUACAGAUGAUUGUUCCCCAUCAAAGUAGUCCAGAAUACAAGGGUCCUGGACAAGGGAAGGAGAUUAUGUUGGAAGAUGAUGAAUGUCCCCUUGCAAUCCUAAUGCAACACUCACCAAAUGAAGGUUCUGUAAUGUUCCACCUAAGGCGGAGACCCGAAGGUAUGCCCAAGAGGAAGAAAAAGUCCCCAAAUCAAGUCAAUAGCCAGUCCUCCCUACCUCCUGGUCCUGAAAGUAGGGCCCAGGUACCACUAGAGAUUCUGCCUUACCUACUAGAGUUAGACCAAGAGGGUCGUGAUUUACCUCGUGCACAGAGGUUCUACAUCCACUACCAAGUGACUGAAGUCGGCAGUGAGAGGUCUAUGACCAACAACCAACAGUAUUUGCAGUUAAUGGGCCCAGGUAUAAGUCCAGUCCAUUGCGUCAUCACAUACACUGAUGGAAUAGUGACAGUGACACCCACGAGUCCUGACGCCAUCACAUAUGUUGAUAAUCGCCCUGUCAACAUGACAACUAUGCUACAACAUGGUAUGGUGGUCAGGUUUGGUCAGGCAGUUUGUUUCCGAUACUGCGACCCUGAUGAGACCCCCAAGAGAUCACCAGGGGGAGGGGGUGACCCUAAUGUACAGAAGGCAGGCCCCUACGGUCCAGAUGACCAGGCAAUAUUCGAGACAACUUUUGACAUGGCAGGUGACAUACAAACAGAAGUGUCACCAGGGCCUGAUGGGGGCAGAGGAGGAGUUCACUUCCCACCAGACCUUACUCUCCCAGCAACCCUAGAGUUCCAGGAACAAGGAGAGGAUGCCUUUCUUGCAGCCAUAAUAACUGAGGUCAAUCCAGGGGCAGUGCAAUUUAAACUAGCGCCAACUUACACACUUUACAUGGCCACUAGGUAUAGAGUAGCCAGGACUCAACGGGCCAAUAUGUCCCCCUCAGAGAGAAACCACAGAAUUAUGUCCCUCGUAAACAAAAUAGCUAGUAUGAUCAGACAGACUAUACAGGAAAAUCGCAAUAGUGCCCCAGUACUUGCAUUCUGGAUGGCGAAUGCCAGUGAAUUGCUACACUUCUACAAGAUGGACAGAGAUAUUAGUCAGUAUAGCAUAGAGGCCCAGGACUUGCUGGCCGAGGCUGUGCAGAUUACAUUUAGACAUCUGGUACACUGUAUGCAGAAUGAGCUGCGUAAAGUCAUGCCUGGUUUUAUACAGGAUCAUGAUGAAGAUUUGAUAGAAGAUGAAAAUCAGAGGAACCCUAAUUUCAACCCUCCCAGGCCAGACAUGGAGGAUGUUCUUCAAAACCUGUCAGCCGCUAUGUCGUUACUUCGACGUUGCCGUGUCAAUGCUGCUCUGACAAUCCAGCUGUUUUCUCAGCUCUUCCAUUAUGUAAACAUGUGGCUGUUCAAUCAAUUGGUUGGUGACCCCAGGUCAGGGCUGUGCAACAGAGUGUGCGGGAGACGUCUAAAAUUGAGGCUAUCAAGGGUUGAGAUAUGGGCUGAGAAGCAGGGCUUAGAACUAGCUGCUGAUUGUCAUCUUGCCAGGAUUGUACAGGCUGCUGUGCUUCUUCAGACCCCUAAGUUAAACAGGGACGACACUGCUUAUAUCAGUAAGACUUGCUUCAAACUGAACUCUAUACAAAUCAGAACAUUGUUGGAGAACUAUCAGCCCCUGCAGGGGGAGCCACCUGUUCCCCCAGAGAUGGUUUAUCAGCUGAUCCAAGUAGCUGAGGCAACAGCAGAUGCUACAACAAUGGCAGAGGGUAAACAAGUUCAGCUUGAGGAAGAACCUGAUCUCCAACUUCCAUUCUUACUCCCAGAGGAUGGUUACUCGUGUGAUAUUGUAGAAGGGGUCCCUACUGGGCUGGGAGAGUUCAUAGACCCCUUGAGUCAUACUGGUAUAUGUAGAGUGACCAUGCACCCAGACUCCCCCCAGCUGUGGACCAUAUACAUGGUAGGCCAGGAACCAACCAACUUAUCAACUGAGAAUGUUCAGAGGACAUCGCCACGUCCUGCUCCAGGCCCCGGAGGUGAUGCCCCACCCCAAGGAUUACCCAAAGAGCCAGAAGUGAUGACGGUGACAUUCGCUAAAGUAAAUGGUAGCAUGGGAUUAAGCAUUGUGGCUGCUAGGGGAGAUCGUCAGGAGGAGAAGGGAAUUUACAUUAAGUCUGUUGUCAAAGAAGGUGCUGCUGAUCUAGAUAAACGGCUACAAGCAGGAGAUCAACUUCUCGAGGUUGAUGGCAAGAAUCUGAUUGGAAAGACUCAAGAAAAGGCUGCGGAGUUGAUGACCAAAACUGGACAUAACGUCACGUUAAAGGUCGCAAAGCAGGCUGCCAUCUAUCAGGGACUUGCUACACUAUUAAGUCAACCUUCCCCAGUCAUGUCAAGAGGCUCAAAAUCCCAAGAACAAAUUCGCUCGACAUCUACAAGUAAUUUACGAGAUCAAAGAGACCCGCGUGAGGCCCCCCACAAUCCAUAUGCUAGACAACAUGGACCCCCACAACCCAUGGUUGACCCACGAGAAAUAGCCAUGCGAUCAAAAUCCACAUCAAAUCUUGAUCAGCGGGAGCCAGGUAGGAUAGAAAAUCAGCCAAUCAGAGACAAUCGUCAAGUGAUGUCAUCAAGUACAUUACCGAGAAAUUAUCAAACAAGAAACCAAGAAAAUCCUAAGAGCAUAUCGCAACCCAACUUGCAUCCUGAUCAAGAUAUGAGAAACAAUUAUGAGAAUUAUCACCCUGGUGGCGGUGGUGCUCCUCCCCCUAAUAGAUACCCUGGGGGACCUCAGAAUAAUCUACCCCCAGGGGAACCUGUACCACCAUAUAUGCAAAAGGAAACAGUGACGACAACAACUGUGCGCUCAGUAAAUGGUAAUGAACCACCCAGGGACAGGGAUAGAGAGGGAGGGUUUGGUCCCCCAGGGGCAAGAGGUUAUGAACAUGAUAUACCACGCCAAGCUCAGAAUAAUCAACACACUCAACAAAACUUUUACAAUAACACAGUACCUCUACCGGCUAACACCCAGCCUCAAUUUGAACGAAUGCAACGCCCAGCUGAACCAACCAAACCACAGGUAUCCCAGAAGCCCCAAAUUGCCCCAAAGCCUGAUGGGCCUCAAGUUGUCCAUCAGGAAAUUCCCAGAGUGUCGUCUGACCCACGGAAAACUCAACCCCAGUUCUUUGAAGACCCUCGUGAUCAUGAUCCUCAUUACCAGAAUGUCCAACAAGCAAAAUUACAAGGGAAAGUAAUUACAGAAACGAGGACAGUGCAGUUCCAGGAUCGCAAACCCUCUCCCCAGAGAAUAGAUGAUAUACGUCGUCAAACACCCGAUAGGAGAAGUGAAUCGCCAAACUUGCCCCCACCCCCAGAGAUUCCCCCUCCCCCUGCAGAUCUUGAUGGAUAUGUUGAUGAUCUCCCUCCCCCACCUCCACCACAGGAUGGUGGCUCCCCCUAUGACCAACAACGAAGAUUUGAAAUGGAACAGCGGAGACAUCAGGAGCAGCAGAGGGACCGUAUGGCCAGCUACGGAGGUGAUCACCGAAGACCUGAGCCCCAUGGCUACCAACCUCCCCCUAGCGCACCCCCAGGUGGACCACAUGGUCGCCAACACCCCGAGCCUAUGCGCCCAAUUGAAUCUCAGCAACCAUUAUCACGCGGUCCUCCAACAGUGCCACCUAGUGGCCCAAGAGCAGACAAGGAUGUUAUCCGUGAUAUCAACGAAAUAAAUAAACUUGAAAAAGACUCAAUGGGCUCAUGGAAUCCCAAUGCCGUGGCAGGUCCUGGGGGACAGGGACCAUCGCUACAGGUGAGGAUGUUGGCGGAGGCUAUGAGGACAGGGGCGCCCCCUCCCUCUCCUUCACCCUGGGAGAAAGAGGAAAAGGAAAGGAAAGAGAAGAAGGUCGCAACUGAGAUGGGACAGAUGAGAGAUGAGGAGAUUGGGUUCUUGGCAAGCAAGCAGUUCAGGACACCAGACGAGGAAGCUCGAUUACAGAAGUUGCGACUUGACCAGGAGUUCCAACGUCGUCUGGACGAAUCAAAGAAUGAUGAUGAUGAAGAAGGAGAUAGUGAUUCAGAAUUGACAGAUAGAGCCUCGGGUCGUAGGGAGCUACUCCGUAGAAUGCAAGAAGACCUUGCCCAGAGAAGGAAAAAGAGUGAAGAAGAUGAACAACAGAGACGUAUAGAUGACUUCAAGGCUGAACAAGAGAAGACAGAAAGACAAAACAGGCGAUUAGAACAAUUUGAGAAACAGCGGGAACAAGAGAAACAAAAGAUGGCCGCCAAACAAGAGAAAAAGGAACGAGAGCAUGAAGAAUUUUUACGGAAACAAAGAAUAGAAGAAGAGCGUAAAGAGCGGGAGAUGAGAGAGAAACAAAGGAGAGAGGCAGAGGAGCAUAAGAAACAGCAGCAGCAAGAGGAAGAACGUAUCAGACAGAGGAAGAUGGAAGAGAUUAGAAAAAAGAAAGAUUUAGAACGUGAACAACUCCGGGAGAUGCAAUUAGCUCGAGAAGCUGAGGAACGCCAACUACGCGAUCAAGCAAGGCGACAAGAAGAGGAAUACACCCGCGAGAAACUCUUGUUAAGUACGCAGACUAGGGAAAAUAGAAUGAAUGAAGAUAUGAGACGAAUUGAGAAAUAUGGACAUUAUGAGGUGCAAGACCAAGGCAAUAGGCCACCACAGGCCCGAAGCCCAAACUAUGCUGGCCCUAAAGCUACCCUUAAUGCCCCUCCUCCCCCAGAGAGGAAAUCAUCAUAUGAGUAUACAAAUCCUAUGAACAUGUCCCAGUCUCAACAGCCUGCUCCCCAGCAGCCUAGUGGUAGUCAGUCUAUGCCUUAUGCCUAUGUUCCUCCCCACUCAGGUGGUCCCGGGCCUGCCACAUCACAACCGGCCUACUCAUCACUCCCCGCCAGUAGCUACGGCCCCACUGGGAGUUAUGCCCCACAGGGACAGCAGAGGGCCCAAUCUCAGUACUCAUCAUCUGGAUCGAAUGAACCACAGACCACAAAGUACUAUGGGAAUUAUCCACCUCAUCCUCCGCAAUCAGGAGCUCAUCCAGCUCCUCAGCCUCACCCCUAUAACCCCAACUCUCAGCUGUAUACCCAGCCGACAUCACAGCCUCAGGCAUAUCAGCCACAGGGCUAUAACCCUCCACAAACCCCCACAUCCUCACACUAUGACCCUAGUCAGCAGCAAAGAGGCCCGGGGAGAAGGCCAGAGCCUCAACAACCCCCAAGGGAGCCCCCUACAGCUGCCACUAAAAAAAGUGUGUCAUUUGACUCAAGGCCUCCCAUGGAUAUGGUGGAGAAUAGAGGGCCCCAGGGACAAAUGGGGGACAACCGAGGUCCACAGAGGCAAAUUAUGGACAAUAGAGGCCAACAACCCCAGGGGCAGAUGAUGGAUAAUCGAGGGGGACCUCCAAGUGGGUAUCCCUACCAGCAACAAGCAUACCAUCCUGCGGGAGGCUACAAAGAGGAUACCCCACCCCCUCCUCUACCUACUAGCCCCCCUCCCAAUGACACUGACCCACGUGGGUAUGGGGCAGAAAAUAUGCCACCACGAACCCCUGAAAAUAAUAAUGAUGCAAAAUAUGAGACUGGACCUACCCCCAGUAUCAUAGGAGCCCAAGAAGUAUAUAGAGACCCUAGACAGAGACUGUUGGCUGCUAAACAACAAAAUCCAAGAAACCCUGGCCAAGACAAAAUGUCAUUUAGGGAUAAAAUGAAAAUGUUCGCUACCGAAGCAGGCGAGGAUGGCACUCCUAGGGAAAAAUCAAAAGUGUCAAGUAAACAACGUUCUAUAGAGACAUCUAUAAAUGGACAGAGGUAGAACUCAUUGAUUGGUUGAGAUAUUCCCUGUGGAUUCAUCUAUCCUCGGAUUGGUUAAUUAUAUCCAGUCUUAACUAAUGAGUGUCACAUGAUCAAUUUUAGUGUGUUCAGUGAUAUCUAAUCAAUGGAUGCAAUAGAGUGUAGCUGAAGUGAUGUACAUGUAGUCCUCUAAGAUGACAUAUUCAGCCUCACAAGCUCCCUGUUCAAUGUAUCAUUGUAAGCACUCGCAUAAGAUAUGUGUGAUUUAUGUAAUAUAAGCAUUAACAUUGUAUCAUAUGUACAUCAAAGAUUGAGAUUUUAGUGUAAGUGCCUCCAUGGAAAAUGAAGAUGGUCAUGAAUCGUUACAGUCUGAUGGACAGCCUAAAUACAUGUAAAAGGCUCAAUAUGGGCUGAUUAGUAUAAAUAAAUUAAAUACAAUAAAACCUGUAUGUUGAAUAGUGAACACCCAUGGAGCCACA